AUGUUUCUUUCACCUAUGUGGCAUAUGGUGGAUAUCCGGAGUGUGCUGCUCUUCACUAUAGUUUUUUUAGUCAUCGUGGACUAUAUCAGGAAGCGUCGGCCCAACAGUUUUCCACCUGGACCCAUGGUUCUCCCUUUUGUGGGGAACAUAUUUUCUGUUGACUACAGAAAGAAUGAGCAUAUGUUGCUGCUGGCUGAGAAGUUUGGUCAAGUCUACAGUUUGAGAUUGUCACAGCAAUGGAUAGUGAUGUUAAAUGGAUUCAAGACCGUGAAAGAUGUUUUGGUAAACCAUGGAGAUAGCUUUUCAGACCGACCACCACUGCCUAUUUUGGAUGAAUUGAGCUUCAAACAAGGUAUAGCUAACACUAAUGGGCAUAUGUGGAAACAACAGAGGCGCUUUGCCCUACUCACCCUCAAACACUUCAUCAACAGAAAGUCCUUUGAGGCUGCCAUUGUGGAAGAAAUAGCAUAUUUGUUGAAAGAAAUUGCUGAUCGUAAAGGCAACCCCUUUGAUCCCCACAUGCUCAUCUACACUGCUGUCUCCAACAUCAUCUCCUCAUUUGUUUUUGGUCAUCGCUUUGAAAUGAACGAUGAGGGGUUCCUCACAUUGCUACGAGGCUUGGACCAACUUUUUCAUAUUCUAAACUCUGUUUCGGCUAAGCUGUACAACUCAUUUCCCAUGCUGAUGAGACAACUGCCGGGGCCGCACCAGACCAUUCAUACAGUUUAUAAAGACACGAUGGACUUCAUAAGAGCCGAGAUCAACAAACACAAGGAAGACUGGAACCCCUCAGAGCCCAGAGACUACAUUGACUGCUACCUGAUUGAGAUUCAGAAGAGCAAAGGGAAUGCCACUGGUGAGACGACCUUCUAUGAGGAGAAUCUGGUGAUUUGUGUCUUGGACCUUUUUUCUGCUGGCAGUGAGACUACAGCCAACACCCUUUGCUGGGCCUUGCUCUACAUGACAAAAUACCCAGAGGUUCAGGAAAAGCUCCAGGCUGAGAUAGACCAAGUGAUCGGACCAUCCAGACGGCCAACCAUUCUGGACCGUGGCAAUCUGCCCUACACUAAUGCUGUCAUUCAUGAGAUCCAGAGGAUGGGCAAUGUAGUUCCUUUCAACGUACCUCAUGCAACCACCAGAGAUAUCCAGUUGGGAGAAUACACUAUCCCAAAGGGUAUUACAGUUAUUCCGAAUCUUACAACAGUACUGUAUGACAAGAAUGAAUGGGAGACACCAUUCACCUUUAACCCAGGACACUUUCUAAAUGAGGAUGGCGAGUUUGUGAAGCCAGCUGCAUUCCUUCCUUUCUCUGCUGGUAAAAGGGCAUGUCUUGGUGAGAAUCUGGCCAGAAUGGAGCUUUUCCUGUUCUUCACUUCCCUCAUGCAGAUGUUUACGUUCUCGAUGCCUGCUGGUGUGAAACCUGUGCUUGACUACUGCUCUGGGGCUACCCAGGCACCGGUCAACUAUGAAAUCUGUGCCAGUCUGCGUAAACCAGCCAAACGCCUAUCCAAGAGCCAGGAGAGUGAGCGUCCUUGCUCCUUUAUUGACUUCGUAAAUCAGUUUGACAUUAUUUUGACCCAGAAAUCCAAGAUGGCCACCAUCAAGUGGAGUGAAGAUGUGAACGGGAAGAGCAAUGAGAGCAGACCUAAACUCAUGUUCAUUCUCGCCAACCUCUUCGCUGGGGCCAUGGAAAUCGACAGUGUUAGUGCAGAGGCUAUCAUCAGUCUCAACCAGGCCAAGAAGAGUCAAGAGGAACGACAUGCCAUGGUGAAGAGCAUUGGAGAGGGACUAGUAGAGAUUCACCAGACAGACAGACCCUUUGUCAGAGUACCUGUAUCAAAUCACUCCAAACACAGUGUGAACCUGCCCAGCGUAACUGUUUUAGGCAGUAUUGAACUCAUUGGCAAAGUGAUAGUAACAAGCAGUCCCAGCAGUGAGAACAAUACUACCCAAGCGAACACUGCUGACUCUUCACAAACCACUGACCACCAAGGAGACCAACCUAAAGCUGCUUUGUGGCACCCGCCGGUGGACAUUAGCCACUUGACUGAAGAACAGCAGAACGAGGUCAAACUGAUGCUGUACGAAGAGUCCAGAGCUUUUGCUCACAAUGAGGGGGACAUUGGGUCCAUCCCGAGUCUCCAAAUGACCAUCAACCUCACGGAUAACGUCCCAGUUCAGCGCUUAUGUGCCUCGGUGCCGAAGCCACUCUACCAGGGGGUCAAAGAGUAUAGCCAAGACCUGCUUGUUAGAGGAUGGAUAGUGAAGUCCAAGUCGCCAUUCACCACACCUGUGCGCAGCAUGGAGCAGAUGCUCGACUCCCUGCGUGAUAACUGCUGCAUCCCUUAUCUGGACGACAUCCUAUGCUAUGCCAAAUCCUUUGCUGACCAUGUUAAGGGAGUACGCAAAGUCAUGAAGGCGCUACAACGCCAUGGUGUCAAGCUGCGACCCACAAAAUGUGAGUUCUUAAAACAGGAGGUCAGCUGUCCUGUCACUGAGGGAAAAGAGGCCAGCACCGUCGGGGAAGUCCGCAAGCUGGUUGAGUUCCUAAACUAUUAUAGAGCAUAUAUUCAGGACUUCUCCCGCAUAGCAAAACCCAUCUAUGAGCUGCUGCAGAUGAAGGGGAGGCCCGAGGCGAUGGUGAUAAGGUCUAAGAAGGGGAAAGGAGCUCAGCUGCCCUCUAAGGCCCCUCACCAGUGGGACAAUCGACACCAGAGAAUUCUUGAGCAGCAUAUCAACAUCCUUUCACAUCCACCAGUGCUGGCUUACCCAGAUUGUGAGCUACCCUUCGUGGUUCACAUGGAUGCAUCUGAGCAGGGGCUGGGCAUGGUGCUCUAUCAAUGA
Lampris incognitus (smalleye Pacific opah) is the source of this 2844-nucleotide messenger RNA. Its product is annotated as cytochrome P450 2J2-like. The transcript is spliced from 15 exons. The record is from RefSeq and is a predicted model, not a curated record. Gene Ontology annotation, cellular component: intracellular membrane-bounded organelle; cytoplasm. NCBI's taxonomy places the organism in Eukaryota, Metazoa, Chordata, Actinopteri, Lampriformes, Lampridae. Gene Ontology annotation, biological process: xenobiotic metabolic process. Gene Ontology annotation, molecular function: heme binding; oxidoreductase activity, acting on paired donors, with incorporation or reduction of molecular oxygen, reduced flavin or flavoprotein as one donor, and incorporation of one atom of oxygen; iron ion binding. The coding region runs from base 1 to 2844 and encodes 947 amino acids.